AUGUCCAUCACAAAUGAGAGUGCAAUAACAGAAUUCAUUCUUCUGGGGCUUACAGAUAACCCCGAACUCCAGCCUCUCCUCUUUGUGCUGUUUCUGGGUGUGUACCUCACCACCCUCUUAGGCAACCUGGGCCUGAUAUUAUUGAUCAGGCUGGACUCUCACCUUCACACGCCCAUGUACUUCUUCCUCACUAAUUUGGCCUUUAUAGACUUGUGCUACACCUCAAAUGCCACCCCACAGAUGUUGAGUAAUUUCUUGUCAGAGAAGAAGACCAUCACCUUUGCUGGCUGCUUUACACAGUGUUACAUUUUCAUCGCACUUCUCCUCACUGAGUUUUACAUGCUGGCAGCAAUGGCCUAUGACCGCUAUGUGGCCAUAUGUAACCCUUUGCACUAUAGUAUGAAAAUGUCCAGGCGUGUCUGCAUCUGCUUGGCCACAUUUCCUUAUGUCUACGGCUUCUCAGAUGGGCUUUUGCAGGCCAUCCUGACCUUCCGCUUGAGCUUCUGUAGAUCCAAUGUCAUCAACCACUUCUACUGUGCUGACCCACCACUCAUUAAGCUUUCUUGCACCGAUACUUAUGUCAAAGAGCAUGCCAUGCUCAUAUCAGCUGGCUUCAACCUCUCCAACUCCCUCAGCAUCAUCCUGGUGUCCUACGCCUUCAUUAUUGCUGCCAUCCUCCGGAUCAAAUCAGCAGAGGGAAGGCACAAGGCAUUCUCCACCUGUGGUUCCCACAUGAUGGCUGUGACCCUGUUUUAUGGGACACUCUUCUGCAUGUAUGUAAGACCACCUACAGACAAGACUGUCGAGGAAUCCAAAAUCAUAGCUGUCUUCUACACCUUUGUAAGUCCGCUGCUUAAUCCACUGAUAUACAGUCUACGGAACAAAGGUGUAAAGCAAGCCUUGAAGAAUGUCCUCAGAAGAAAUAUGGUCACUAAGAUGGAACUGCCUCCAAUUUCCAGUAAAUCAUAA
Lontra canadensis (Northern American river otter) is the source of this 969-nucleotide messenger RNA. RefSeq names its product olfactory receptor 5M11. Bases 1 to 969 code for a protein of 322 amino acids. The transcript has a single exon. Gene Ontology annotation, biological process: G protein-coupled receptor signaling pathway; sensory perception of smell. Gene Ontology annotation, molecular function: olfactory receptor activity; odorant binding; G protein-coupled receptor activity. Lineage: Eukaryota; Metazoa; Chordata; Mammalia; Carnivora; Mustelidae. Gene Ontology annotation, cellular component: membrane. The record is from RefSeq and is a predicted model, not a curated record.